Molecule: messenger RNA, 1524 nt
Organism: Chrysochloris asiatica (Cape golden mole)
Lineage: Eukaryota; Metazoa; Chordata; Mammalia; Afrosoricida; Chrysochloridae
Product: peptidylprolyl isomerase domain and WD repeat-containing protein 1-like
Exons: 12
Coding region: 1-1524 (507 amino acids)
Biological process (GO): protein peptidyl-prolyl isomerization
Molecular function (GO): protein binding; peptidyl-prolyl cis-trans isomerase activity
Source: RefSeq, a predicted model, not a curated record
AUGGCGGCAGAAGGUGGUGGUGAUUCACAGCUGAAAAGAAGAAGGCGCCGGGACCAGGAGGACCCGGAAAAAACGGAGCCCAGCGAACGGGAGUUGGCAGUGUCGGUGACCCAAGAAAAUGACGAAGAGACUGAAGAGCGCUGGGUUGGGCCUUUACCUUUGGAGGCAACUCUGGCCAAAAAAAGGAAAGUUCUAGAGUUUGAAAGAGUCUAUCUUGACAAUCUCCCCAGUGCAUCCAUGUAUGAGCGCAGUUAUAUGCAUAGAGAUGUUAUUACUCACGUAGUGUGCACCAAGACAGAUUUUAUUAUUACUGCGAGUCAUGAUGGACAUGUUAAGUUUUGGAAAAAAAUAGAAGAGGGAAUUGAAUUUGUUAAACAUUUUCGUAGCCAUCUGGGAGUUAUUGAGAGUAUUGCAGUUAGCUCUGAGGGAGCCUUGCUCUGUUCUGUGGGUGAUGAUAAAGCAAUGAAGGUGUUUGAUGUAGUGAACUUUGACAUGAUCAAUAUGCUGAAACUUGGGACUAUGGUAUUAUAUUCUUACACCACUAUUGGUUCUGAUAGAAAAGUUAGAAUUUUCAGAUUUUUAACUGGAAAACUCAUGAGAGUCUUUGAUGAAUCACUAAGUAUGUUUACUGAACUGCAGCAGAUGAGACAGCAGCUACCAGACAUGGAAUUUGGCCGACGAAUGGCUGUAGAACGCGAAUUGGAGAAGUUGGAUGCAGUAAGAUUAAUUAAUAUAGUUUUUGAUGAAACUGGACAUUUUGUGCUGUAUGGAACAAUGCUAGGCAUUAAAGUCAUAAAUGUAGAAACAAACCGUAGUACAGUAGAUGUAGUGUUACUCCUUUUGAAAACUGGAGAAAAACAUGUUAAGGCAAUAGCAUCCCAACCUGCUUAUUUGUUUGCACUCUAUCCAAGUGGAUUAAGGAAAAAUAUUCAAUUUACCAAACGAGAACCAGAAGAUACAAAAAGUGCAGAUUCUGACCGAGAUGUUUUUAAUGAAAAACCUUCUAAAGAAGAAGUCAUGGCAGCUACUCAAGCUGAAGGACCUAAGCGGGUUUCAGAUAGUGCCAUUAUGCACACAAGCAUGGGAGACAUUCACAUCAAACUCUUCCCAGUUGAGUGCCCCAAGACAGUGGAAAACUUCUGUGUUCAUAGCAGAAAUGGUUAUUAUAAUGGACAUACAUUUCACCGUAUAAUUAAGGGCUUCAUGAUACAGACUGGAGAUCCAACAGGAACAGGUAUGGGAGGAGAAAGCAUAUGGGGAGGAGAGUUUGAAGAUGAAUUUCAUUCAACAUUACGGCAUGACAGACCAUAUACACUAAGCAUGGCCAAUGCUGGAUCAAAUAGUAAUGGAUCCCAGUUUUUCAUAACAGUAGUACCAACACCUUGGCUUGAUAAUAAGCACACAGUAUUUGGACGAGUGACUAAAGGAAUGGAAGUUGUGCAGAGGAUCUCCAACGUCAAAGUCAAUCCCAAAACAGAUAAACCGUAUGAGGAUGUCAGCAUCAUAAAUAUUACCAUCAAGUAA